CCGGAACGGAAGUAAACUGAAAUAACAAAUCACAAAAUUAUCGUUAUUUGUACAUAUUUUAAGUGUGAAUGCCGCCAAAUUGAUUUGCCGAAGAGCCGCCCCCGCCGCCGCAGUCGGCCGCCGGUCGCCGCGCGGCACGGAGCUCCUAGUCCCACACUGUACACUCCACUAUACCACUGAGAAAAGGACGAAAAACUCACCAUCUCGCAUGGCGGACGAGAAUGCCGUGGACUGCUUGUUUGAGAGGCUGCGCCUGUACCAGCCGCGCUCGCCAGAGGCCGCGGAGCUGGCGCGCGGGGUCGCCUCCCGCAUCAACACCCGCCUCACCUCGCACGAUAAACUGAUACGUCAGAACACUUUAGAUAAACUUUGGUGCAAACAAACUGGAGCUGUCCAAAUAUUACUGUCAAUAUUAGAGAAUUCCAGAGACAACAUUACUUCUAGUUACAUAACAUCAAUAUUGAGAGAUGUUUUAUGUCUAAAACAAGGAAAAGGAAAAAAAUGUUCAGUCACUACAGAAGCUGCGGGAAAGAAGAAAGAGGUCAAAAAGGCAGGGAAAGAGAAUGUAGCGCCUAAUAGUAAAAGGGCCAACAAUCUAGCUAGGCAACAAUGUUGUCAACAUUUUAUAUCGCUAAAUGGCACGCAAGUUAUGCUCCGAGCAUUACUCGCCACGCACAGCAAGCGGGACGGAAACGUAAAUACAGAACUGAUGCAGCAAGAUAUUGUGUGGACUCUAGCAGCUUUAGCACCAAAAGAUGGAAAAUUCGCUAUUAAAGUCAGAAUGCUAGGAUGCGUCAGAACGAUGCACCUCAUACUAAAAGGGCAUUUAACUGAUAACAAAAUUAUAUUUCCUUUGCUCGUUAUAAUGAAGCAGCUUUCUAAAAACGCUGUAACCACAUCGAUUCUGGUCCGGGAUGGAAUAGUAGCUACAUACGAUCGUCUCCUAGGAAGCAUGGGCUUUAUACCAACUGCUAGGCUACGACUCUGUCUAGAUGCUAUAGAUUAUUUUAGUAAAAACAAGGUAUGCUGCAUGCAGAUCGUGAAGACUGGUCUGUGUAGUGUUCUCCUCCGAGUGUUUGACAAGUGGGACCGGUACGAGGGCCGCAUGAGGCUGAAAAUUUGUGCGCACAUACUGCAAACCUUAAAACACGUCUGCAAUAUAAAGUCUGGUCGUCGAGCUUUGUGUACGAAAAAGCAUGUGCAAACUCUGCAUAGAUUUUGUUCCCAAUGUCCUGAUGAGCCGGAAUUUGAUGGCCUCCUGGGUCGUGUGUGUUCUGUGAUAAGUUUAUGUCUACGACAUCAGGCUUUGCCAGUACCUGCCAGUAGCCCAGCUGUGUUCAACUUGGACCCUAUUAUCAAAGGUACUAAUACUUCUUGGCCGUGCCUAGAAGAUGAUGAUGAUGGAGCAAAUUCAGAUGCAAAGUCGGUGAACUCGGACAUAGAUGACGAGGGACAAGACACAGAUGAUUAUCUUAGUUCCAAUGCCUCGUUUGAAGAAUCUGAUUCAAAGACUGAUGAAAUAGGUAAAAUCGAGAAAAACAGAAAAGAAAGCAUUCAAAGUGCGCUGUGGAUUAAUUCUAAUGAAAGAGACUUAGAAGAUUUAAAAAAGUACUUUAUAUUUUUCAAGGAAUUUGGAUCAUAUAGUAGACAAUUGAAAUUUGUGAAAGGACGGUCCAAUUCGAAAGGGUCUAUACUCGAAGACUUCCUAGCAUCACAGACGAGUAGCCGCAGAAGUUCACCGAGUUUGUCUUACGCCAGCGGAGCCGGAAACAUUGAGUUUGAGUCCGCUAUGCUGUUACACAUGCCUUCGUUUCUUACCGGAUACAAUAAAAUACAAGAGAGUUCCUCCACUUCUAAUUCUUCAUUAAAAAUUCACAAAGACAUUCCUAGGUACAGUACUUUUGAAACUGUGUAUACAAUCAUAGCAUCAAGAGUUAAAAGUAUAAUACCAUUCGCAAAAGUUGCCUAUCCUGAUAUGAAUGGUGGACAGGGCUUAAAUAUUCCAGAACCUUUGAAUAAGAUGGACCGAGCUGCUUAUAGAAAUAAACUCCUGUCUAGUGUCGAUAGAGCUAUUAACCCUGAUGCAUAUAUGAACGAUGUUGUAGUUUAUGAUCUAGACGCCUUAUGUUCGGGAACACAAACGGAUACAUCACAAAAAAGUUUAAACACAGAAUCAAAUCGUUUAAGUAAUAGUGAUGAACAGGAGAUUCUGAGAGUUAAUACAUUUUGUCCUCGUCUCAGCUUCGAAUCACGAUUUGAAUCUGGUAACUUGAGAAAAGCCAUCCAGGUUGGCCAGCGUGAGUAUGAGCUUAUUCUGAUGCCGGAUGUAAACUCGAACAAGCGGCAUCAGUGGUUCUACUUCGAAGUCCGCAAUAUGCAGCCUGGCCGCCCCUACGUCUUCAACAUCAUCAACUGCGAGAAAUCUGAUAGCCAGUUCAAUUUUGGCAUGAAACCUCUAUUAUAUUCCGUAAAAGAAGCCGUUCUUGGAAGACCAGGCUGGGUUCGUGCCGGUUCGGAUAUCUGCUACUACAGAAACAGUUACCACAGCGCCAACCAAAAGAACUACAGCAAGUGCUACCUAACUGUCACCUUUACUAUUGACUUCCCUCAUGCCAACGAUGUCUGCUACCUCGCAUAUCACUUCCCCUAUACGUAUUCUUUGAUGAUGACACAAUUAUGGCAAUGGAGUUCUCAGCUGCCAUCGGGGGUUUACUUUCGUGUGGAACCGUUAUGUUACUCUCUGAAUGGAAACGAAGUACCAGUAAUUACUCUCACCGCAGAAGAUACGCCAACAAAUCCUAUUAUUGAUCGUGAGAUAGUGUUUCUGACGUCGCGCGUGCACCCCGGCGAAAGCAACGCGUCGUGGGUGAUGGACGGUACGCUCGGCCGUGCGCUCGCUGACACGGCCGCUGCGCGCGCGCUCCGCUCCAAGUACAUAUUCAAGAUCGUGCCCAUGCUCAACGUGGAGGGCGUCAUCAACGGGUGCCAUCGAUGCGGCCUAACAAACGAGGACCUCAACCGACGCUGGUGCAAACCGAGCCCCGUGCUACAUCCUACCAUUUACCAUACUAAGGGUCUGAUCGAGUACCUGGUGCGGGUAUGGCGGAGACCGCCGCUGGUGUACUGCGACUACCACGGCCACUCCCGAAAGAAGAACGUCUUUUUCUACGGCUGCGCGGGUGCCGAGAGCUGGUGCAGCACCGACCGUCUCCGACAUGAUGACCCUGUCAAGUACCUCAUGCUGCCGGCGCUGAUGCAUCGCAUCUCGCCAGCGUUCGCGCUGGGCUCGUGCGCGUUCCGCGUUGGACGGGAGCGGGAGGGCACGGCGCGCGUCGCGGUGUGGCGACACCUUAAUGUGCCUGCCUCAUACACCAUGGAAGCUUCCUUCUGUGGCUUCGAUCGAGGACCAUACAAGGGUUUUCACCUGAGCACGAGGCACCUUCAGGAAGUGGGUGGGGACUUCUGCGAGGCGCUGAGCUGCCUCGCCGACAGCUCCGCCAGCGUGGACGUCCAGCUCACCAGGGACUUGCACGGAAAUAUAAUUGAAAUAGACAUUUUGGAGAAUACUGAGAGAAAUUACAGAGAAAUUGAAGCGGACAGCGAGGGCUCCGCGGCCGACAGUGUUCUAAAAACAGACUCCGAUGAAGAUUUCGAUUAGUUUUUUUUUUGUUAAUAUUAUAGCAUAGGAACUAGGACUGCGAGGAGCUAUCCGUAGCCAUUUGAAAACAUUUCGAGCUGUCAUUAUAUGUAUAACUACGGUCGCAGAAUUUUAAGUUAACUUGCCGAAGGCACCUAUUAUUACUAUAGGUCUAACAAUUCUUUCUGUCCUGUCUGCUUAAAUGAAGACUUUAUGGACAGGAAAAUGAUUUGAUAUAGCCUAGGCCAGAUAUACAUAAAAGCCAGAUGAUGAAUUAGGUAAGUAACAAGGUUUGUUCAAAUUAUAAGGGAAAAAUGAGUAAUUGCCCUUAUGUUAUAAAAUGUUAGUUAUCUGGUUCAUCCGCUCACGUGGUCAAUAAAGUGUCUCGACGUCUGAUUGCUGAUCUAACAUAACCUAUGAUCUGACAUAACCUAUGAUCUAACAUAACCCACCUGUCUCUUCAGUCCCCCAGUCGCCUAAAGAGGCGCUUGCGCGGCCCAUUUUCGA
This is a messenger RNA of Aricia agestis (brown argus), 4144 nucleotides long. Its product is annotated as cytosolic carboxypeptidase 1-like. Bases 209 to 3658 code for a protein of 1149 amino acids. The transcript has 26 exons. Lineage: Eukaryota; Metazoa; Arthropoda; Insecta; Lepidoptera; Lycaenidae. Gene Ontology annotation, biological process: protein side chain deglutamylation; C-terminal protein deglutamylation. The record is from RefSeq and is a predicted model, not a curated record.